GAGCUUGUGAAAGACAGAGUCAAUAGGAGCUCUCCUCUUUGAUCAAUAUACUCAUCAUACUAGAGUCUUCUCUCUACAAACUAAAGAAAAACAAAAGACUUAACUGCACGACACCCUUAAAUCAAUAAUCUUUCUGAAUUUUAGCCGAGAAGAAGAAAAAGAAGAAGAAGAAGAUGGCAUCCAACACGAUUGAUUUGUUGAAGCAGGAACUUCCCGUCGAACAAGAUUCUUUGCUUCUCAAUGGCGAUGUUAAGACCGGACUUGUUCUUGUUGAUAUCGUUAAUGGUUUCUGUACCGUCGGCGCUGGCAAUUUGGCCCCUAAACAGCCUGAUAAGCAAAUUUCUACGAUGGUUGAGGAGUCGGUGAGGCUUGCUAGAGCUUUCUGUGACAAGAAAUGGCCUGUUUUCGCUUUUCUUGAUUCUCAUCAUCCUGAUAUUCCGGAGCACCCUUACCCUCCUCACUGUAUUGCUGGAACUGAUGAGGCAAGACUCGUUCCAGAAUUGCAGUGGUUGGAGAAUGAAGCUAACGUUACGCUCAAAUGCAAGGAUUGCAUCGAUGGGUUUCUGGGUUGCAUGGAGAAAGAUGGCUCCAAUGUGUUUGUAGAUUGGAUAAAAAAUAAUCAGAUCAAAGUUAUACUGGUGGUAGGAAUAUGCACGGAUAUAUGCGUGCUAGAUUUUGUAUGUUCAGCACUAUCUGCCAGAAAUCGUGGUUUUCUUGCUCCUCUAGAGGAUUUGAUUGUGUUCUCUCGAGCUUGUGCGACCUUUGACAUUUCACUUCAUGUUGCUAGAGCUGUCAAAGAUGCUAUAGCACAUCCACAGGAACUGAUGCAUCACAUAGGCCUGUACAUGGCCAAGGGAAGGGGUGCUAAGGUAGUCUCAGAGGUGUUUUUUAGUGCAUUGCAGUAACCAUGAUCUUAGCCCAUGAGUGCUGGCAGUGAGGUUUUCUUAUAUGUGGAAAGAUAUGAUGUCAUAAAUAGAUUCUCUUUAAAUGUUGGUUUAUUCAAGUGUAUUCCAAGUAAUUUGGUUGCUGAUAUGAGGUAUUGUAAACUGCCAAGUGUAUUCAUAUCCUGUGCAGUUUCAGUUAAUUAGGAAAGGGAAAACAUUGUGUAAUCUGUAUAAUUUCUUGCUUGAAUUAUAUCUUAGAAGUAUAUCAAAAGGAAUAUAAUGAGUAUAUUAUUGAAAUAUAUUUUAA
Molecule: messenger RNA, 1191 nt
Organism: Hevea brasiliensis (rubber tree)
Lineage: Eukaryota; Viridiplantae; Streptophyta; Magnoliopsida; Malpighiales; Euphorbiaceae
Product: nicotinamidase 1
Exons: 5
Coding region: 174-905 (243 amino acids)
Biological process (GO): pyridine nucleotide salvage
Molecular function (GO): nicotinamidase activity
Source: RefSeq, a predicted model, not a curated record